CGCUCCGGAGGCUCCCGGGGCCGGGCCGGGCUGGGCGGGCCCCGGUGCGCGAUGGCCGCGCUCGGUACCGGAGCGUUCGUGUGGGACGGGCGGCGCAUCGAGGAGGAGGAGCUGCGGCGGUCGGCGCAGGAGCUGCAGCAGUUGGAGAAUCCCGAGGAAUUCCGGGAGCAGGAGCGGCCCUGGGAGCUGAUCAUGGAGCGGGAACAUUUCCGGCUCUGGCGGCGCCCGAUCCCGGGAUCCCACCUGUUCCAGUACCGAGUUUUCGGCUCCUACACCGACGUCACUCGGCAAUUCUUCAACGUCCAGCUGGACACGGAGUACCGCAAGCAGUGGGAUCCGCUGGUGCUGAGGUUGGAGGUGCUGGAGCGCGACCCCGGCUCCGGCUCCGAGCUCAUCCACUGGGUCACGCGAUUCCCGUACCCGAUGUUCUCCCGCGCCUACGUUUACGUGCGGCGCUACAGCGUCGACAGCGACCGGAACCUGAUGGUGCUCGUGUCCCGGGCCGUGGAACAUCCCGGAAUUCCCGAGGAUCCCGAGCACGUCCGCGUGCGCAGCUACGAAUCGCGCAUGGUGAUCCGGCCCCACGGCGCCUUCGACGAGGUGGCAGCGGGAAAAGGGCUCGGAAAAGCGGGAAUGAGGCCCGGGGGGGAGGGGGGGUGGAGGUGUCACUCGGGGUUCGUGGGGACGCACUGUGUCACUGGGGGUUUGUGGGACGCGCUGUGGGUGCCCUGA
Corvus hawaiiensis (hawaiian crow) is the source of this 732-nucleotide messenger RNA. It is a transcript of the gene STARD7, whose product is annotated as StAR related lipid transfer domain containing 7. Gene Ontology annotation, molecular function: lipid binding. The record is from RefSeq and is a predicted model, not a curated record. Lineage: Eukaryota; Metazoa; Chordata; Aves; Passeriformes; Corvidae.